Syzygium oleosum is the source of this 648-nucleotide messenger RNA. RefSeq lists its product as uncharacterized. The transcript is spliced from 3 exons. NCBI's taxonomy places the organism in Eukaryota, Viridiplantae, Streptophyta, Magnoliopsida, Myrtales, Myrtaceae. The record is from RefSeq and is a predicted model, not a curated record. Bases 118 to 525 code for a protein of 135 amino acids.
AACCAUACGCAAACCAGACAAUAGCACACCGCCCAACAGUAAACGUUUCCUGUGCUCAAAUCUUCUCCUUCUCACUCGUUUGAGGUCAGCAAUUCAUCUCCUUAAUUGCACAGCUUCAUGAGAUCAAUGGCUGUGACGUAUCCCAAAUCCCCUCAGAUAGUUCUAUGGGACUCGAUUCGGAUUAUGAAGCCGGUCGGCUCGGUUACGAUGCUCCCGCGCAACCAGCUUCCGGUCAACAGAGCUACUGCGGUCCGAACCCGAUCAUCCUUGAAGAACCAGGUUUUUGAGGAUCAAUGCAAAGGCAUAGUAUGUUACCGAGACGAGAGCGGGGAGAUCACUUGCGAAGGAUACGACGAGGGCCCGAGACUCCGCAGAAAGAUUCCGAGAACUGCAUACAGCUGUGAAGCCAGGGAUGCCGAUAUCAUCGAUCUUCUUCAACAAAAUUGGCUUCAGAUUGCACAAGAUGGCGGUGCAUUGUACAAAGCGGAUGAUGUGGGAGGUAUUCUACAGGAGGACUUGAGCUAGAGAAUAGCUUUUCAAACAGUGUCUGUUGAGCAGUGGCUGACUUGGUCGAAGUGUGAAUUUUUCUUUGAAUGGCUUUGUGAAUGUGAAGUGUAAUGUCAAAAGGACGAGAGUUUAUGAGCACAA